Molecule: messenger RNA, 2754 nt
Organism: Rhizoctonia solani
Lineage: Eukaryota; Fungi; Basidiomycota; Agaricomycetes; Cantharellales; Ceratobasidiaceae
Product: conserved oligomeric Golgi complex subunit 2
Exons: 12
Coding region: 1-2754 (917 amino acids)
Biological process (GO): intra-Golgi vesicle-mediated transport; protein transport; Golgi organization
Cellular component (GO): membrane; COG complex
Source: RefSeq, a predicted model, not a curated record
AUGGAGGACGAAGACGGGCUCCCAUAUGUCGCCCCGCUAGAUGCAUCCCAUCCACUACUGAGUGCUCCUGGUGACUCUUUCGAUGUUGACGAAUUUUUGUUAUCGCGAUCUCACACCUCGCUCCCUGACUUGCGCACCGAACUCAAUGAUUACUUGAACAAACUCAGAGCUGAACUCGUGCACCUCAUCAAUGAGAAUUAUGCAGACUUUAUCAGUCUAAGCACCGACUUGCGUGGGGAGGGAGAGACGAUCGAUACCAUGAGGGCACCCCUGUCUACGAUUAUCACUGAAAUUGAGACGUCCAGGGCAGAAUUGCGCGAUAUUCAGGAUGCAGUUCAAACAAAGCUCGAUGCUCGUACUGUCCUACGCGAAGAGCAGGGUAUUCUUCGUCUCCUGCUGAAACUCGCCGACUCUGUCUCGCGGGUCGAAGUACUACUCGCGAUUUCACCUUCAAAUGAUGACAGUUUGGCCGUUGGGAACACUUCGCCCCAAGCUACUACACUAUCUGCUUCCGAUGGCCUAGGGUUACGUGGUAUGGAUGGUUUACGAUUGCACGUCACGGAGGAUGAUACCGAUCCCAAGCUUCGUGCAGGCUACGCCAAACACCUUUCGCGUGCAGCAGGAGAGCUAUCCCAAGUGCUUUACCUCGCAGACAAGGCUCGUGAAAAUAGCUGCGCAUUGGUAGAUACCCUUCAAUUCCGAAUAGACCGUAUCACAUCAACACUUUCGCGAGACUUGGAUCAUCAUCUGGCAUCCACUCUUCGUGCAUUGACAGAUUCUUCCACAAUGCCCUCGGCCGCUUCUGCUGAGCGAGCACGUCUUACAUCUGAACUUGUUGAAUGCUUCAAAAUAUACGACGCUUUGAAAAUGUGGAGAGAGGCCGAGGAUGUAAUUAGAAGGGAGUUAGUUCGUCCUUUCAUCAAAAAGACUAUACACCCCGCCUCUUUAACUGCACCACAAUCUCCUAUUCUCCCUCGUACUCCCUUUGCUCACCCAGCACCAACUUGCCUCCUUCCACACACCCCAUUCACACCCUUUGCUCCGCUCGCGACCGCUGCAGCCUCGUCUUUCUCCCCCAACAUCCAUCCCGAGAUACUCAUACCCGAGCCCAACCUCGGGGAUACGAGCAUACCUUUAAACGAUAAAAACGGAGCUGCCGUAACCGACGAAGCAGGCGGGGGUGACGCAUUGGUCGGGUUGUACAACAAGGUUCUCCGAUUCGUUCAACGUGAUGUUAUGGGUGUAGUUCGCGUUGCAGAAAGUGUUUCCGGUAAAUCGCGUCGGGGAGGUGGACAUAUUUUUGGAGGAAUGAGUCCUGGUGGGUUAGGGAUCAGUCCCGGUGGAUUGCCUCCCAGCUCCAGUAUUGGAGUUAGCCCUAUAGGUCCCGGGUUGGUCGGAGCCGAUCCUACGGCGGCGGUAACGGAGAACCCCGAAAGGAUAGAGAUCAUAGCUAAUGUCGUAUGGGCUGAACUUGCCAGGGCGUUGAUGGAUGAACUAGGCAGUACCGUCUUUGCCGUUGGCCGACCUGAUGAAUUCAGGCAGAACUAUACAACAACACAGCACCUCAUUUCAGCACUGGAAGCACUCGCGCCACGAGCUUCAGUCCCGGCGCUCCGGGCUCAUCCAUUGACAACGACCUUUUCUCGGAGGUGGCAGCUCCCGGUGUACUUUCAGCUACGAUGGAAAGACAUUGUUGGCAAGUGUGAAAAUGUUUUAGGAAGUGGAGCUGGGGAAAAGCAGGAUUUUGCCACACCUCAAGCGAAUGCUAUUUAUGCUGCAAUUAAAAGCUGUUGGAGUACACAAGUAUAUGUCCCUGAGCUCGGGCACAGGUUCUGGCGAUUGACCCUGCAAUUGUUAAGUCGAUAUAGAACGUGGAUGGAUACAUCGCUACCACUCAAGGAGGCGCCGAUUGCCCAGCCAGACAGGGUUACGACACUCGCGACCCCUGGGACUCGCCCGAGUACCCCAGACAUCUUGGAGCGUAAUAACUCAGAUGAUGUUUUGCUUUCCACUCUAGGAUUUACCUUAUCUGAUGCACGACUCUUGCAGCAAAAGGCAAGUGGUUAUCGUUUUGCGCCAGACGGAUGGCCUAAUCGUUUCGUACAGGUACAGGCACUAUGGGAAGAUGUAAUACAAGUGCUGUUACCAGACGGUAUAGAUGCCGGUGAUGACGAGGAACGGGCAGAAGAUGCACUCGUACGCUCUUUAAAGAAUAUAUCUUCUUACGAGAAAACCAUCAGGACUCGAGCAAUUGCAAUCUUGACCAAACGCUGCGCCGAACCGCUCGCCAACGCAAAAUCCAUUCCUGUCCAGUACCGUGGGGCACGCCGAUCAGUCACGGAGCCCAGCCCGUUUAUUGCAACCGUCUGGCGUCCCUUGGCGACCUUUUUCGGAGAAAAUGGACCAGGAGAACGACUGAGGGAUGACCUUGGUAAAGAAUGGUGCUCGGCGAUUUUUGAAGAUGUCGUGGCGAGGUACAUAGCUCUGCUAAUCAAAAUCAAGCAAACUGAGCAGUCGAUUCGGCGGGUCAAUCGAAUGCCCACUUUCUCCCUGUUUGGAUCUCGAAAUUCCGGGGGAGAAGAACGCGAUGACGAACGUAUACGUGCGCAAAUGAUGCUCGACGUCGACUCAUUGGGUAACGAAGCACGUGCUCUUGGUUUUGGAAUGACAGAGGUGGUUGAUAAUAGUGAAGGAUACAAAGAGCUUAAGCGAGUUGCCUCGCAGGGAGAUGCCGAACCAACCACUCCAGCGUGA